AUGAAGAAUCAGCUCGAUGUCUUUUUACUGAUAACUGUAUCAUAUGAAUAUAAUGAUAUUGUUUUUUUUUCUAAUUUUUAUAUUCAUACUAAUAUUGAUGAUUAUGAUGAAAUGGCAUUGUCAACAGGACACACAACUGAUUACAUUUUCACUGUUUUCAUCAAUCUAAUUCAUUUGACAUUUUAUAAAUCAUCGUAUAAAAAUCGUAUUCCAUUAUUUUUUGCUGAUCCACCUUCUCAUACAUUUCGUUCUUCAACUUUUUUAAAAUUGAAUAUCAGAAUAUAUUCUUUUGAUGAUUGUCUUUAUUUUCUUGAUGGUCAUUUUAAUCAACUUCGCACACUCUAUGUUGAUUUGAUUCAUAUUGAACGUUCAUAUAAUAAUCAAAAUAAAGGUGAUGUACCAAAUCUAAAGUGUUUUCAUUUAUCUUGUAAUUACGAAACAUUUUAUUACGAUGAAUUAAUCUUAUCACUUCUCUAUCGAAUGUCAAAUUUAGAAGAACUCGAAGAAUUUCUUUUUGAUACUAAAAUACAUUUUCAAAAUAUUUUUCUUCGUAUUAAAUGUGAAUCUUUACAACGAGUAACACAAAAUUUUACAAGAGAUGCUACAAGAAUUAAUUGUGUCAAAAUAAAUAAAUUAGAAUUAAGUGGUGAACCAUUAUAUUCAGAUUCUUUACAACAAUAUUUUCCUCAUGCAAGAAUAAGUUAUAAUUUAGUUAUUUGA
Messenger RNA from Rotaria sordida, 720 nucleotides. Lineage: Eukaryota; Metazoa; Rotifera; Eurotatoria; Philodinida; Philodinidae. The record is from the annotation of a GenBank genome assembly.